AGGCGGCGGGAGCGGAGCGGAGCGGGGCCGGCCAUGGCGGGGAGCGCGGCGGGCGGCGAGGCGGCGGGUGGCGGGCGCGUGCGGGCGCUGCAGCAGGAGGUGGAGGGCGUCAAAACCAUCAUGACCCAGAACGUGGAGCGGAUCCUGGCGCGGGGGGAGAACCUCGAGCAGCUCCACAGCAAGAGCCAGGACCUGGAGGCCACCUCGGAGCACUUCAAGACGACUUCACAGAAGAUGGCCCGCCGGUACUGGUGGAAGAACGUGAAGCUGCUCGUCAUCCUCGGCAUCGUGGGCGUCAUCAUCCUCAUCCUCAUCAUCCUCCUGGCCACCGGCAUCAUCCCCACCUAGAGACCCCCUGUCCCUCCUCCACGGGGACUCUUCCCCCACCCCCCCACCCCCCCCGAGGUCACCCCCGCGUGGAAUACAGGGGAUGACGAGCUGCG
Tyto alba (common barn owl) is the source of this 443-nucleotide messenger RNA. RefSeq names its product vesicle associated membrane protein 8 (gene VAMP8). The record is from RefSeq and is a predicted model, not a curated record. NCBI's taxonomy places the organism in Eukaryota, Metazoa, Chordata, Aves, Strigiformes, Tytonidae. Bases 34 to 348 code for a protein of 104 amino acids. The transcript is spliced from 3 exons. Gene Ontology annotation, cellular component: SNARE complex; plasma membrane. Gene Ontology annotation, biological process: vesicle fusion; SNARE complex assembly; vesicle-mediated transport. Gene Ontology annotation, molecular function: SNAP receptor activity; syntaxin binding.